AGGAAAAAGGUGUGUUUGAUAUGUUUCCUCCCUUCGCGUGCGGACAAUUCUUUGUCGUUUUCCAAGAAUUCUUUUUGAGUGUUCGAUCGAUUUUUAUCAUUUGAUUUUUAUAUCCAAUAUGAGAUGACAUUCUUCUUCAUUCGUGAUUAAAUUUGUUGUGAAUUUUAGUGACGAUGACGAAGUAUUCGACUUUUGUUUUACACCACUGUUACCUAUCGAGAAAGAUUUUUUAACUAUCCGCAAGUUAUUACAAUUCACGUGCGCAAACUGUCAGUAAGUUACUUCGACUACAAAAGUGUAAAGAAAAACAACAGACAAGAAAAAAGUUGUAGCGCCGAAAAAUCGCGAACUUCAAAAUCAUGAAAGUGCUCGUUCAUUGCGUGGUAUUUGUCGUUACAAUUGCAAUCCUGUCUGUGGCGAACGACCUGCCGGACUCGCAAUUGACAAUCUUUAAGUGUUGUAAAUUCAACGAAGAGCUGCAACUGUCGAUCAGACAUUCGGGCGAGAAAUUGCCACCUUGCGUACCAACAUUGUCAAAGUGGAAACCGUUCAUUUACUCACAAAUACAACAGACGCUCAAUCAGUACCUGCCUGCCGAUUGGCGCAUUUUGGAAGAUCGUAGGCCAGAAUGCGACAACCGAUCGGAGCUGAUUCACAUACCGUUCAACAAGUUGAAUCCGGUCGUCCUGUUUAACGACGGAAAGGCAGUGGCGAACGACGAACAAUAUUCCGUAGGCCAGUAUUGUGCCGAUUCGAAUGCGAUCAUCGUUUGCGCAGAGAAAAAGUCGCCGGCCAAUCAUGCCGCCGCGACGAUGAGACCACGAGUGCGACGAUGUUGCGGCGAGAAUGCUGCUUUCCACGAACAUGGAAAUACGUGCGCGCAUGUAAAGGAAAUUGCAGACGCCCCGUCGUUGUUGCCAAACGCAUCGUCCGUCGUUGAGAUUGUAACGGGAUUCCCGAUCUGCGAGAAAUCGGAGAAUUUCACUAUCUUGGGUGACGCAAAAGACGCCACGUUACAGCCGGAUGGCGGCCUAAAGAUAAAUGAAGUCGUUUUACCUAAUGGCCAGUUUUGCAUCGAGAGAAUUAAAGAAUUGAAUCAUGUUGCCAAGGUGUUUGCCUGUCCGGAGCACGCACCUCAAAGGAAAAAGUAA
Molecule: messenger RNA, 1151 nt
Organism: Pseudomyrmex gracilis
Lineage: Eukaryota; Metazoa; Arthropoda; Insecta; Hymenoptera; Formicidae
Exons: 3
Coding region: 360-1151 (263 amino acids)
Source: RefSeq, a predicted model, not a curated record